Messenger RNA from Chenopodium quinoa (quinoa), 2751 nucleotides. RefSeq lists its product as uncharacterized. Lineage: Eukaryota; Viridiplantae; Streptophyta; Magnoliopsida; Caryophyllales; Amaranthaceae. The transcript is spliced from 3 exons. The coding region runs from base 1 to 2751 and encodes 916 amino acids. The record is from RefSeq and is a predicted model, not a curated record.
AUGUUGGACCAUACUGAUAAAGAAUGUGCAGUAAGGCAGUUGGAAAGAGAGGCGGCUGAUACGAUCGUAUAUCAAUAUGGUACUUGGCUAAGAGCUUCUCCACCUAAACCAUCGAUGAAGAAUUUUACUGCGAGGGAAAAAGAAAGAGUAUGGGCUGAGAAAAUUGAUGUGCUACGUAAGGGUCGAAGUGGGGAAAAUGUGAAACAAAGUAUUAGACUUGGCCCAGUUGGUGCGGCUAGGAAACUUCUUUUUACCCCAACAAAGGAUGGAGCUUCUGCAGUGAAACCGAAGGAGAGGGAAGUUAGUUUGGCGACGGUGCUUGAUCCUAGCAGUAAUAAAAUGGUGCUAAGACCUAAGUGUGUGGUUGAUGGUGGUGGUGUUCUUAAGGGAGGGGGUGUUACUAGUGGAGGGAGAAUUGAUGUUGAGAGUUUAGAGAGUAAUAUGGAGGGGCAUGAGAAGGUGGAGGGUAUUCCUUCUAAUACUACAGGGGGGUUAUAUCCAAGUAGAGGGUGUUGGGAGAAGCCAACCCCUCGAAGGGCAAUGAAAAUCUUGAGUUGGAACGUCUAUGGGAUUGGCAACCCAUGGACGGAGAGGACUCUCCGAGAUGUAUGUUGGAGAGAGAGGCCGAACAAAGUCUUUUUAAUGGAGACUAAGGUUGAUAGUAGUGUGACGGAGAGGAUUAAAAGACGGUGUGGUUUCGAAAAUGGCAUUUGUCUUAGUAGUGUAGGGAGAUCUGGCGGUAUGUGUUUCUGGUGGCGUGAGUUAAAUGUGGAAAUGUUGUCAUACUCCAUCCAUCAUUUUAGUGCAAAUAUACGUGAUGGGGAUGGGACUCCUUUGUGGAGGGCUAUGGGUAUUUAUGGUUGGCCGGAAACCGAGAACAAGUAUAAAACGUGGGAUUUGAUGCGAAACUUAAAACAGUCGUGUGAUAUUCCGUAUCUCAUGUUUGGUGACUUUAAUGAAAUUGUCAGUAUGGCCGAGAAAGAUGGUGGAGCGGUAAGGAGGGAAUGUUUGAUGGAUGCGUUUCGGGAUGCCAUUGACUCGUGUGCUCUUCGUGACUUAGGCUAUAAGGGUUGUAUAUUUACUUGGCAGAGGGGUACCAAUGUGGAUACGGUCAUUCGCGAGCGACUUGACCGCUUUCUUGGGAGUGACGAGUGGUGUUCUAUUUUUCCCAAUUUUGUAGUACAACAUCUUGUUCGAGAUGAAUGUGGGGAGGUGGUCUCCAAGGCAUGGAAGGAUAGUGAAGGAAGAGAACCGCAUCACCGGAUUGCUUAUUGUGCGGAUCGUUUGUCUAAGUGGGCAGCAUUAUCAUUUGGAGAGGUGAAGAAAAAGAUAAAAGAUUGUGAGGCUGACCUUCAAGAUGCGCAGGGAGCUCAGGUAGAUGCUGCAAUGCUUGCGAGAUGUGAACAACUUGCGGAUGAAAUAAAUGAACUACGAAGGUUGGAGGAGUCUUAUUGGUAUGCUAGAGCCCGUGCAAACGAGAUGAGAGACGGAGACAAAAAUACUGCAUAUUUUCACAGGAAAGCAAGUCAACGGAAGAAAAAAAACCGAAUUGGAGGGCUUUUUGAUUCGGAUGGGGUUUGGUGUGCGAAUGAGGUGCAGAUUAAGAAUAUUGUGCCAAAAUAUUUUGAGUCUCUAUUUUCGACUGACAAUCCUUCUCAAUUUGAGGCUGCUCUUGAGGGUGUACAGCAUUGUGUUACGCAGGUGAUGAAUAAUGCUAUGGAUGAGGAGCCAGACGCUGAUGAGAUCAAGGAUGCUUUAUUUCAAAUGCACCCGAAUAAAGCACCAGGUACGGAUGGAAUGCACGCAUUAUUUUUUCAGAAAUUUUGGCACAUUAUUGGCUCUGAUAUUGUUGCUCUGGUUAAAAAUUGGUGGAAUGGUUUGAUUGAUAUUUCGGAGAUUAAUAGGACUUGUAUUGUGUUGAUUCCUAAAUGUGAUGAUCUGAAAUACAUGACUGAAUUUAGGCCUAUAAGUUGUUGUAAUGUAAUUUAUAAAAUUAUUUCGAAGACUUUGGCAAAUAAGAUCAAACCUUUUCUGAAUGACAUAAUUUCGAUAAAUCAGAGUGCUUUUAUUCCGGGCCGUUUAAUCACUGAUAAUGCCAUGGCUGCUUUUGAAAUAUUCCAUUCGAUGAAAAGAGGGGGUGGUGGGAGACAGGGUAAUGUUGCACUCAAGUUGGAUAUGAGUAAGGCAUAUGACAGGGUGGAAUGGUGUUUUUUGAAGAUGGUUAUGUGUAAAUUGGGGUUUUCUGAUGGGUGGGUUCACCGGGUGAUGGAUUGUAUUUCCAGCGUCUCAUUUUCUUUUAAAGUGAAUAAUGAGAUAUGUGGAUCGGUUGUUCCGACUCGUGGUUUACGGCAAGGAGAUCCUAUUUCCCCCUAUUUGUUCCUCUUGUGUGCAGAUGCUUUCUCGGGUCUUAUUACAAAAGCUGCAAGUGAAAAGAAGAUUAGUGGGGCGAGGGUGUGCUAUGCGGCUCCUAGGGUGUCUCAUUUGUUUUUUGCCGAUGAUAGUAUUUUGUUUGCUAAAGCUACUCUGCAGGAAUGUUCGAAAAUAGCUGAUAUUAUCAGUAUAUAUGAAAGAGCAUCUGGUCAGAAAGUCAAUCUAGAUAAGACGGAGGUUGCUUUUAGCAAAUGUGUAACAAUUGAAAGGAGACAGGCGAUUGUGGAGGCUCUAGGAAUUCGAGAGGUUGAAAGACAUGAGAAGUAUUUGGGAUUGCCGACGAUAAUUGGGAAAUCUAAGAAAGUCAUUUUUCGAUCUUAA